Molecule: messenger RNA, 3334 nt
Organism: Labeo rohita (rohu)
Lineage: Eukaryota; Metazoa; Chordata; Actinopteri; Cypriniformes; Cyprinidae
Product: sphingosine kinase 1-like
Biological process (GO): negative regulation of apoptotic process; sphingosine biosynthetic process; cellular response to growth factor stimulus
Cellular component (GO): membrane; cytoplasm; intracellular membrane-bounded organelle
Source: RefSeq, a predicted model, not a curated record
GCCGUUGUUUUAGUCAAAUGUUUUAGUGGCUGUAUUUUACUUCUCUGCUCUAUGUGCCAUGAUCUUAUUAAGCGUUGUUACUGGCUUCUAUCGCUAGGGGGCUUCACGCUGUAAUGCGGAAUAGCUGGUGUAUAGCGCAGAUGAGAAAGCAGGACGCAGCAGUUCCUCGUUGAGCUGCAGAUCAAGCUACCUUGUGCAUAUGUGAAAGUUGCUGCGCACUGAUGACAUGUUUUCAAAGAAGACUAAAUCCGAAAAGCCAGAGAUCUUUCCUGUUGUGAUGUAUGGGGAAUUUACGUUGACGGGGAGCAGGAAGGUCCGCUGUUCCUUAAUACUGACUGAGACAGAGCUCACCAUUCAGAAGAUCAGCCCAGCACUAUGUGGGCGAGGAAAAGUUGUGUAUCACCUGAGUGACUGUGUCGGGUGCCGGGCGUACAGGUCUCAUGACAGCAUGGAUGUGGGAGCUUAUUUUUCUGCGUAUUUCUACCCACUGAGGACUCGAUGGAUGAGGUCUGGGUUGGCUCGGCAAAGGGUGGAGCAGUGCUUUCGGGUGGCGCCAGAUCAGGACACGAGUGUGAACCUGCAGGAGGCGCAAAGAUGGUCAAAAGCCAUCAGGGACAGAGUUCUACACCAAAGACAACAAAAAACAGGAGCAAUUCAAGUGGCAGUAAAGAGGCCUUUAAAGUUCCUGAUUUUGUUAAAUCCUCACAGUGGUAAAGGGCAUGCCAUGCUCUUUUCUGGGAAUGUGCAAUGCAUGCUACAGGAAGCUGAGAUACAACACACACUCAUCAUUACAGAACGCCAGAACCACGCACGUGAACUGGUGCGGGAGGCAGACUUGUCUCAGUGGGAUGCUUUGGUCAUUAUGUCAGGUGAUGGGCUACUAUUUGAGGUGGUAAAUGGGCUGAUGGAGCGUGAGGAUUGGGAAGAAGCUAUUCAGACUCCUCUGGGAGUGCUUCCAGGGGGCUCUGGAAAUGCACUGGCAGCCUCUAUACACCACUAUUCUGGGUUACAAGCUGUGUCCAGUGAGGAACUGUUGAUAAGUUGUGGCUUCAUCUUAUGUAAAGGCCUGGUGUCACGACUGGACCUCACAUCUGUCCACUUGGCCUCUAGUCAACGCUUGUUCUCCUUUCUGUCUCUGGCCUGGGGCUUUGUGGCUGAUGUAGACAUUGAAAGUGAGAAGUAUCGCCAUGUGGGAGCUGCCCGGUUUACAGUGGGAACCCUGGUUCGUCUGGCUUCACUAAGGGUGUAUAGGGGGAAACUGGCUUACUUACCCAUAGAGAACCCCAUGUCUCAACCUAGUCUGGUAGAUUCAACUGCAGCAUUUAGCAACAUAUUUCCUCAGUCUAACUCUGAUUACUGCUAUCCUUCAAAUGACUUACACCAAGUAAGUCAUUUGGAAAGUCACACUCUCCAAAAUUCCAGCAACUCCAACAAUACUCCCAAGUCAAAGCACUCCAUCCCAUCACCUUUGUCUGUACUUGGUCCUAGAGACUUCCUACUUAACCCCCUCAACCAACCGGUACCAGCACACUGGACAGUGGUUCAAGAUGAGAAUUUUGUUCUAGUUGUGGCCAUGUACCAGUCUCACCUUGCAGAAGAUAUGCUGGCUGCACCUGCUUCCAGACUCGAUGAUGGCAUAAUCCACUUGAUUUAUGUGAAGGCAGGAAUCUCUCGCAGAUCUCUCCUACGCCUAUUCCUAGCAAUGGAAAAAGGAGGCCAUCUUAACACAAACUGCCCCCAUGUCGUUUAUGUUAAAGUGAAGGCUCUGCGUCUUGAGCCAUACUCACCCAAUGGCAUCAUUACUGUGGAUGGAGAGCUGGUAGAUUAUGGACCAGUACAGGCACAAAUUCAUGGCACCCUGGCAAGACUCAUAGCUGGAUGACAAAACUGAUAUGGUGCUGGCAUUUUUUUUUUGUAUUAUGAAAGUAGAAGGGGACUAGGACUAUCAAGCUAUAAAAUAACAAAUAAAAGUAGCACAUCUGCUCUAUGGAUUGUAUCACAAGUGUUUUGAAGCCAUAUAAUAGGGUUUUUAAUUAAAUUUAAGUUAUUUACAGAAAAGAUUCCCCUGUGCCAUAGUUCUGAAAUCAAGGCACCACUGACAUUAAAACAUAUGGUCACAAAACUUUUUGCAUUUUUGAUGUCUAUAUGACACUAGUUAAUUUCUGAGUGUCAGUGGAAGAGCAAAUUAUCAUUGACAAAUAACAUUUUGCCUGUGCCUUACACAGUGCUAGCAUAUCCUAUACUUGUGUAUUUGGUCAUAUUUCAUAUUAGUCAUAUGAACUACUUUUAUGAUUAACUAUUGGUGGGUUUUCAUCAUUUUGGGAGCUUCAUAGACCCUACCCUCAUUCACAUACAUAAAAAAGCCUUUUGUGUUUCGCUGAUAAAAUCAUGUAGGUUUGCAACAACGUGAGCAUGAGUAAAUCAUUUUUGCAUAUAAUAUCUCCUAAACAAGUACCAACUGACUUACAGACACUGAGUGUAACAAGGAGUGUUAAAAGAUACUGAACAUCAUUAAGAAAAAUACAAGACUGAUUUACAGUAACUAACAAUAUAUCAGCAUAAAGAGGAAUCAUUAAGUAGAAGCAUCCCUGCUGUUAGGCCUUGCUUAUGAUUUUCCUGAGAGACUCAGCUGUCAGUACCUUAUCCACAUGUGUAUAUGGAAGGUUACUUAGAUUUUAAAGCUGCACAAGUGAUCUAGUCUGGGUCUUUAGUAUAAAAGAAAUUUUAACUUCAGCAGGCUGCUAGACUUUGUUUGUUUGUUUCUUUUUGCACAUUUACUGUACUGAUCAAUUAUUGAUCAAAGGUGAAGCAUUACCGUAAUGCACCUUACCAAGAUGUACUGUAUGCUUUGGAGAAAUACAACAAAUCUCUCUAUAUAUAUUUUUGGAAACAAAUAUUAUAUAGUUCAGCAUUGUUGAGUAAUGAUUGUGUAUGUAGAUUACAGAUAUUCAGUUUACAGUGUAAAAUUAACUAUGCAAACAAUUUAUUAAGAUGUCAGUUUUUUUUUUUAAUCUUUGAUGUGCCUUAAAGAAAUUAGAUCUUACAAUAGUGAACAUCACAAAAUUAUACUAAAAUACAUCUGAUUGUUGUACAUCAAGAUAUGAAUACAUUUAUUGAUAUCACUACAACAAUGGUAAACAGCAUGUUAGGGAUGUAUCAUAACAAUACUACUACCAAGUUAAAUUUGGUGCCAGGGGAGCUUUGCUGUUCAAAUCCAUGUUUCGGGAAUGAGUGGCUGAUUUUUUUCUGUGGUUUAAAUGUAUGUAUUUAAUAUUGUCAAGAAUAUUUUUUUUCCUCCACUCAUACCUUUUCUACUGUAAAGUCAAAGCCAAAA